This is a messenger RNA of Leptopilina boulardi, 1467 nucleotides long. It is a transcript of the gene NiPp1, whose product is annotated as nuclear inhibitor of protein phosphatase 1. Gene Ontology annotation, cellular component: nuclear speck. The record is from RefSeq and is a predicted model, not a curated record. Lineage: Eukaryota; Metazoa; Arthropoda; Insecta; Hymenoptera; Figitidae. The transcript is spliced from 6 exons. Bases 139 to 1170 code for a protein of 343 amino acids. Gene Ontology annotation, molecular function: protein serine/threonine phosphatase inhibitor activity; mRNA binding; protein binding.
UUACGUACCCCCACUACCAGAGUUAUAUCUCUUUAUUAUUCUAGUCUUCUUGAAGAGAAAUAUCGAAUUUUGUUAUUUUUUAUAUUUGUUUGAAAUCAAACAAAACAAUUAUUAAUUAAACAAACUCAAAUGUAAAAUAUGGCGAAUCAUUAUGAAGUUCCCAAUUGGGCUGGUAAGCCACCAGUUGGUUUACAUUUAGAUGUAUUAAAAGGAGAUAAAUUAAUACAGAAAUUAAUGGUAGAUGAAAAGAAAUGUUACUUGUUUGGUCGUAAUCAGCAAAUGAAUGACUUUUGCAUAGAUCAUGCAUCAUGUUCCCGUGUUCAUUCGGCUCUUGUUUAUCAUAAACAUUUAAACAGAGCUUUCCUAGUCGAUUUAGGAAGCACACAUGGAACAUACAUUGGGAAUAUGAGAUUGGAAAGUAACAAACCAACUCAAUUGCCUAUUGAUAGUACUUUUCAUUUUGGAGCUUCUACUCGAUACUAUAUAAUAAGAGAACGCCCGCAAACGGGCAAUCGGACAAUAAUAGAUGAACUCGAAAAAUCGUCGGAGGACAUGGAAGCUGGAGGAUUAUUGGGUUUACCAGAAACGGAAACCGAGCUCGAUAAUCUGACGGAAUUCAAUACUGCGCAUAAUAGGCGAAUUUCAAUGUUGGGAAUUACCGAUGACGAUGUUCAUAAAUCGACAAGAAAACGAAAGAAAAAAGGAAUUUCUUUUAACGACGAUGAGGAAGUCAUUAAUCCCGAAGACGUUGAUCCGUCUGUUGGCAAAUUUCGAAAUUUGAUACAAACCACUGUUGUGCCUAGCAAAAGAAUGCGAAUGGAAGGCGGUUUGAUAUCUUUAUCAGAAGACAAUCAUAAUAUAAUGAAGCAUCUUCAACCAACUUCCACGACUCCAAAUCUGUAUAAUGAUUUACCCCCGGAACAAUGUACGUCUAGUAUGUCGAACAAUCCAUUUACUGUUGGAUUGACAUCGUUAACGUCUCGUCUCGGGAUCGCUCUUCCUAAUCCUGCUCCUGAAGUAGAGAUGACACAGAAUCAAAUACAGAUAGAAACAACUCACAUAACGGAGAUGCCUGGACCAGUCGAGGGUCAUGCAAUGGAACCAAAAAAGAAGAAAUACGCCAAGGAAGCUUGGCCUGGAAAAAAGCCUUUGCCAACACUUUUGGUAUAAUAUUCACAAAAUUGUUAUUUUAUAAGAUUUCUAAACGAGGAUUUUGCAAUUUUUCACAAAUUCAAUAUUCUCGAUUUGUAUAUAAAGCAAGUGAAGUGUUUUUUUUUUUUAUUUUGCUAAGUUUCGUCAGAUUUAAAUUGAAAGGUGUCUUAUUAAGUUCAUAUUUACUACUCCGAACAAAUUUUUGAAUAUAUUUAUUGAAGUAACAAUUAUAUUUUAAUGAUAAAUAAUUGGUUAGAAAUUAAAUCAUCAAUUAUAUGAAAUCCGGAGGAUAAUAAAACCAACAAUGAACAUUCA